This is a messenger RNA of Clarias gariepinus (North African catfish), 2413 nucleotides long. RefSeq names its product SR-related CTD-associated factor 4b (gene scaf4b). Gene Ontology annotation, cellular component: nucleus. Gene Ontology annotation, biological process: negative regulation of termination of RNA polymerase II transcription, poly(A)-coupled. NCBI's taxonomy places the organism in Eukaryota, Metazoa, Chordata, Actinopteri, Siluriformes, Clariidae. Gene Ontology annotation, molecular function: RNA polymerase II C-terminal domain phosphoserine binding; RNA binding. The record is from RefSeq and is a predicted model, not a curated record. The transcript is spliced from 18 exons. The coding region runs from base 129 to 2186 and encodes 685 amino acids.
GUCCCGUGUACGUGCGUGAUUUGCGUGCGCUGCGUCAGAGUCUUGAAGAGAAGUUGUUGGCUUCAACGUCGUUCUCGUGCGCGGAUAAUGAAAGCGGUUUAAUCGUAGUUGUGUUAAAGGAGAGCAACAUGGAUGCGGUGAAAGCGUUCAACACUGAGAUGGCGUCCAUGCUGGACAUGAAGCCGCCAAUCUCCCGAGCCAAAAUGAUGUCCGUCACCAAAGCUGGCAUGAAAGCUAUUAAGCUGUAUAAACAUGUCGUCCAAAUCACUGAGAAGUUCAUCAAGAAGUGCAAUCCCGAGCUCAAGGUUCCCGGGCUGUACGUGGUGGACUCGAUCAUCCGUCAGUCCCGCCAUCAGUUCGGGGAAGAUAAAGACGUGUUCGGGCCGCGUUUCUUGAAAAACAUCAGCGCCACCUUCCAGAGCCUGUACGAGUGUCCUCCUGACGACAAGGACAAGAUCCUGCGUGUGUUGAGUCUGUGGCAGAAGAACUCUGUAUUCGGUAUGGACGUCAUUCAGUCGCUGGUAAACAUGGCGUCUGCGCCGGCGGUACCUGUUAUGGAGAAUGGCGUUACACUGGGAGGUUCUCCAGCUGAAGCAGCGCUCAGUGCUCGGCCGACACCAGAACCUGCGUCAUCAUCACUUCCUGUAUCUCAGAACCCGGCUGAUCUGCAGAACAACGUGACGCUCGCCACCGUGACCCAGUUCCUGCAGUCCACUCCGGGCCUCGAUCUUCAGAAGAUUCUGCAGACUCUCCAGCAGGGCGGCGCCACACAGGCUAACAUGGCUAACACCGCCUCAGUUCAAAAGAAUAACGCAAUCUCCAAGGUGCUGCAGGACCGAUUCGACUAUGAUGAGGAACCGCAUGUCGAGGCACCGCAGCCGGUGCAAACGUCCCCCGCUUUCUCCAUUAGACUUCCAGAUCUGCAGCAGGCUCUUCACGGUCUCGGCCAACUUUCUAAUCAGCCGCUUCCUAACACUCAGACUGAACAAACCGUGCCCAAACCUGACACCGAUGACGCCCGGACCCGCACAGAACCCCACACGGUUGAAUCGGGUCACUUCCGGAGAGACGACAGAGACACAAGGUACAGCAGGAGGUCCCGGUCCAGGUCACCCAGGAGGCGUUCGUCGUCUCGUUCCCGCUCUCACUCACGGCAUUCGCGGUUUCGGCGUUCACGUUCCCGUGAGCGCAGGAGGAGUCCACCGAGAUCACGCGCAGAGGACCGGAGAGACGUGGAGAGGAGACAUAAGGGACUCCCACCCAUAAAGAGAGAGACGCUCAGCGUGUGCAGUACGACUUUGUGGCUCGGGCAGCUGGAUAAGAAGACGCAGCAGCAGGACGUCAGCAGUCUGAUGCAGGAGUUCGGGCAGGUCGAGUCCAUAAACAUGAUCCCUCCCAGGGGCUGUGCAUACAUCGGUAUGGUUCACAGACAGGACGCUUACACCGCUCUGAACAAACUUAGUCGAGAAAACGUCAAGAUCAACCACAAGUCCUUCAAGAUCGCAUGGGCGAUGAACAAGGGUAUCGGAGGCCGCUUCAGAAAGUACUGGAACAUGGAGCUGGGUGUGACCUACAUCCCCUGGGAGAAGCUGAAGGAGGCAGAGAUAGUGGCUUUACAGGAGGGAGCCGUGCUCGACCAGGACACACUCAAACCAGAGUGGGCCUCAACGCUUGCUGAGCUUGUUAAACCUGUCGGAGGCGGCGGAGAGGAAGCUGAAAAAGAACUGGAGGGCGGAGCUUCAGUCCCGUCACAGAUGAAUGCUGUAAGCUCCGAGUCUGGCAUCGAGCGCAUAAACCCCCUGCCAGCUGACACCGUGGAGCCGCCUUCAGAAAACUCCAUCAGCAGACCCCGCAUCCAGACCGGACCGUUACUUCAAAAUCCUCCUCCUGUUCCUUCAUUUAUACCUCCGUUUCCCAACAUCCCACAUCCUCCCCCCAGUCUGCCUCUUCAUAACGUCCCCAGGGCUCCCAUGAUCCGGAUCAGGUUGCCCCUGCCAAAUCCGAAGGGUCCCGCCGAAGAUUUCCCACACCCAGGCGUCAUGGAAGCUGAGCACUGGACCGGGAGACCCUUCAGGAACAACGGACCUCCCAGAGGACCGCCCGAGUGGUUCGGACCCGAGCCUCCAUUUAGGCCCAGGGGAUGGGGCAGAGGAGGUCCCUGGGGUCACGGACAAUUCAGAAACUGAUCCUCCAAAAAACAAGCAAAAGUCCUCAAAUAUCAAAGAUUAGCAAAAACUCACUUAAAAAAAAAAAAGGCUAGAAAAUGAAAUUUAAACCCCACCAUUACAAAAUAAAGAUGAAAAAACACAAACCUAAAUUACUAAAAUGUUCACAAAAUAAUUUAUUUUUACAAAUUCUACAUUUAAAAAAAUAUAAUUGCUAAACCUAACAAAAGUAACUAUCAAAAAUGUAA